This is a messenger RNA of Platichthys flesus (European flounder), 1348 nucleotides long. Its product is annotated as glutamate-rich protein 1. The transcript has 6 exons. The record is from RefSeq and is a predicted model, not a curated record. Bases 217 to 1200 code for a protein of 327 amino acids. NCBI's taxonomy places the organism in Eukaryota, Metazoa, Chordata, Actinopteri, Pleuronectiformes, Pleuronectidae.
AUUAGUUUCUGUAGUUUAAGUGAAUUUAAGUUAUUUCUUAACACGAGUGGCACAGCUCUUACUUCCUGUGCGCGUGUGGGAGGUCCCCUCCUCUCAGGCACUUAACGUGAUCAUUUUGAAAGUUAGCAUGCUGGUUAGCCUGCUAGCAUGCUACCUAUAGCUACCUAGCCACCAGUAACACUCGCGUUUGCUUCGUCUUCGCUUCCUGUCAGCGACAUGACACACAGGAAAGAAGUAUUUCGGUCAAAAGUCCUGCAGAAGCUUUUUCCUGUAGCUCCCAAAUUGGAGAAGGAACCCAGCCCGCCACGCCUCGUAGACGCUCUAGCUAAGAAAACCUUUGUGAAAAGAAAGACAACUCGUGAGGACACUGCUGCAGGUGAUGCAGGGCAGACGCAGAAUGCAGCCAAUCCCCAGGCUCGGGUGUACACUGUCCUUCCUCCUCCUGCAGACUACGAGACACAUCCAGAGAAAUCGGUCACACUCUCUCAAGCAGAAAGUAUCAACAGUGCCAAGGACCCAGCUGAAGAGAGCGUCCAUGAGAGCAGUGAGGAACUAGACCAGGAUACGGAGCAAGAAGAGCACAAAAGAAGAAGGAAAAGGAAGAAAAGGAAACCAACUCCUCAACAAAACUGUGGGCAAGAUGGUGCAGCUCCAGGUCAGAGUCAAACUGUGGCUGAGGGAGGAGAGCACAUCAGCAGGAACAAGAAGAGGAAGCUGAAGAAGAAACGGCACAAAGAGAAGCUGCUCUCCAUGGGUGUGACGACCCGAGCUGCUGCCCUGGAGUUUACGUACCAAAAAGAUGGGGGAAUGGAGGAGGAAGAGGAGGAUAAUGACAUUGAGAGGAGAGCUGCUGAGGUGUCAGAUUUCCUCAGGACAACACUGGAAAUCUAUUUGUCAGACCGCAAAUUACAUGUAGACAACAAGAGUCUUCUCCUGUCUGGCACAGUGGAAAACCUUCUGAGCCACAUGUCCAGCGGAUGUGAGCCAAACUCUGUCCUGAAGCAGCUCUAUGGUCUCAAGACUUCUGUUCAACACAAAGAGACGGCAACACUGGAAAAGGCGCUGCAGGAGCUACACAACAGCUCGAGUAUGACUGCAGACGAAUGCGCUGCCGUCGCUUCACUGUUCCAAUACUGGAUCACAGAUAUCCUUCCCAUGCGGGGCGACAAGACGCCGGGACUAUCAACCACACACCCAUGAGACUGUCAGUCACACUGAAACGGAGACGCCACUGAAGGAUUACCUCAAUCGCUACAUCUUGAAACUUUCUUCUCAUUUCGUGCGUUUCAAAAUGUCAAGCUAAAGACGCUGUAUAAAAUAUUUUUACAGUAAAACAUUUCUGCCAGUU